AUGUUUCCGUCGUUCCAUGUUUUCUGCCUCAUGCUAGCGGUGACGAUCCUUUCUGCAGAAGUGUCCGCUGCGAUCGAUGCGAAAACCAUAAAGAAAGCCAAAAACGGCGAAUGGUUCUCUCUUCCAUAUGAUGAAGAUGACAGAUUCCUCAAGAUCGUAACUGUUUCAACAAUUGGUUCUGGCGACGUCAGUUACGAGAACGCUCAAGAGUACUGUCGGAGAGAAGGUUCUUACCUGAUGACCAUUCAUUCCCAAGCGGACAUGAACAAAAUAACAGCUACAUUCACAUCUUUCUGCGGAUUCGAAGAACGGGAACAAAAGGGAUUGGAACGGGAAAUUACGACUGUACUUGCCAUGAGGCACACUCUAAUCAACUUGUCACUGCUCGGAUGGAGAAUCCGCAAAAGGGAUUGUUAUUAUCGAAUCGAAAAAAGUGAAUAA
Molecule: messenger RNA, 441 nt
Organism: Cooperia oncophora
Lineage: Eukaryota; Metazoa; Nematoda; Chromadorea; Rhabditida; Trichostrongylidae
Source: the annotation of a GenBank genome assembly